Lolium perenne is the source of this 2587-nucleotide messenger RNA. Its product is annotated as casein kinase 1-like protein HD16. The record is from RefSeq and is a predicted model, not a curated record. Gene Ontology annotation, molecular function: ATP binding; protein kinase activity. Gene Ontology annotation, biological process: protein phosphorylation. Lineage: Eukaryota; Viridiplantae; Streptophyta; Magnoliopsida; Poales; Poaceae.
AGAGGCGUAAUUCUUCGGGGCUACCACGUAAGGAAUGCUUCGUUGAGCUCUAGAUUUUUUCCGUGCGCUCCUCCCCUCCACCUCCGUCUGACCCCCGCUCCCGUCGUCGCGACUCUCCUCCGUCGCCGGAGGCCAGACCUCGACUCAGAGCCACCACGCCGCAGCUCAUCCGCGCCUGGAGCCCCCAGCCCCAGCCCCAGGGAGUAUCCCUACACCAGUGAGUGACAAGGAGCCGCAGAAUCCGGAAGCUGAUCCACGAGCUGCGAGGUGUCCUCACUCCGGAGCAGCAGCAGCGCGCGGAGGGGCGACGGAUGGACGAGUUCGACAGCGGCGACAAGGGAGCUGCCGCCCCCGCCCCCGCCCCGGCCGCUGGCGACGACGGCAACUCCGCGCCGCUCCCCGAGACGGUGCAAAUUGGGAAUUCGCCAACCUAUAAGCUUGGAAGGAAGCUUGGAAAGGGAGGUUUUGGACAAGUAUAUGUUGGCCGACGUAUUUCUUCUCCUAGUCUUGGUGACAGGAAUACUGGUGCAAAUGCUUUGGAGGUUGCACUAAAAUUUGAACAUAGAACCAGCAAAGGUUGCAACUAUGGAGCUCCAUCUGAGUGGCAGGUUUACAACACUCUUAGUGGAAAUCAUGGUGUUCCACGGGUACACUACAAAGGAAAGCAGGGUGAUUUUUACAUUAUGGUUAUGGAUAUGUUGGGACCAAGCCUGUGGGAUGUUUGGAAUAAUAAUUCCCAUUCGAUGUCUGUUGAGAUGGUUGCUUGCAUUGCCAUAGAAGCCAUCUCCAUUCUUGAAAAGAUGCACUCAAAAGGGUAUGUCCAUGGUGAUGUGAAACCUGAGAACUUUCUGCUUGGUCCAUGUGGUACCCUGGAAGAGAAGAGACUUUUUCUUGUUGACCUUGGACUGGCUACGAAGUGGAAAGGCACUGGUAAUGGGCACGUUGAAUACGACCAGAGACCUGACAUAUUUAGGGGAACUGUUCGUUACGCUAGUGUGCAUGCUCACUUGGGAAGAACUGGUAGUAGGAGAGAUGAUCUUGAAUCCCUUGCGUACACACUUAUUUUUCUUCUCCGUGGCCGCCUGCCUUGGCAAGGAUACCAGGGAGACAACAAAGGUUUUCUUGUCAGCAAGAAAAAGAUGGCGACCUCUCCAGAAUCUCUCUGUGGCAUUUGUCCACAAUCUUUUCGACAAUUUGUUGAGUAUGUCGUGAACUUGAAGUUUGACGAAGAACCCAAUUAUGCAAAGUGCAUCUCUCUUUUUGAUGGCAUUGUUGGUCCAAAUCCAGACAUCAGACCUAUAAACACUGAUGGUGCUCAGAAGCUUAUAUAUCAGGUUGGUCAGAAGCGAGGACGCCUCAUAGUCGAGGAAGAUGAUGAGCAGCCUAAGAAGAAGAUUAGGAUGGGAAUGCCAGCAACUCAGUGGAUUAGUGUUUACAGUGCCCGGCGGCCUAUGAAGCAGAGGUACCACUAUAAUGUUGCAGAUGAUAGAUUAGUACAGCAUAUUCUGAAGGGAAAUGAAGAUGGAUUGUUUAUAAGUUCAGUUUCCUCUUCCUCAAAUCUGUGGGCUUUAAUAAUGGAUGCUGGAACCGGUUUUAGUGCUCAAGUAUAUGAAAUUUCUCUUCACUUCCUUCACAAGGAAUGGAUACUGGAACAGUGGGAGAGAAAUUACUAUAUCACUGCGCUGGCUGGUGCGACCAGUGGAAGUUCCUUGGUAAUCAUGUCGAAAGGAACAUCAUACGCACAACAAUCCUACAAAGUAAGUGAUUCAUUUCCCUUCAAGUGGAUAAACAAAAAGUGGAAGGAGGGCUUCUACGUCACAUCCAUGGCUACAGCUGGAAGUCGAUGGGCAGUUGUCAUGUCCCGAAAUGCUGGUUUCACAGAUCAGGUAGUGGAGUUAGAUUUCUUAUAUCCGAGUGAGGGCAUCCAUCAACGUUGGGAUAAUGGUUAUCGCAUCACUGCAACAGCUGCCACAUUGGACCAGGCGGCUUUUAUCUUGAGCAUACCUAGACGAAAGCCUAACGAUGAAACACAGGAGACCCUAAGAACAUCUGCUUUCCCCAGCCAGCAUGUGAAGGAAAAAUGGUCAAAAAAUCUGUACUUGGCAUCCAUCUGCUAUGGAAGGGCGGCAUCAUGAAGCCCAUUUAUGUCUGUUGGUUCUUGGGAGGAUCUACUAAUAUGGACCGCCAGUUUCUAUGCUAAGAUGGGGGUUGAAGUGCUAACAAUACUAAUAUACUUACCCAUAACUAACAAACAACAGGUAACCUGUGACAAACAAAAUUGUUGUGUGUUGUGAUAGCUUGUGAUUUGGUUGUGUAUAAAUUAUCCAUAGGGUAAUUUUGUAAACAAAGAUACUACCUCUGUUCCGUAUUAUAUGAUGUUUUGGUAGGCUAUUUUAGGCUACGAAAACAUCUUAUAAUUCGGAACACAGGAAGUAGCACUGUAAUCGACUAAUUGUAUGCAUAUAAACUUUUAGCCUGCACAUGUGUUGGAUCCGAAGCAUUCUGCUGAUUUAGCUUUUCAUGUUACUAUGUCUGCUAGGAGAAAUUUUUUCAGUACAAUACAUUAAUUUAUUAGUUUUACAUCUUA